Messenger RNA from Penicillium cataractarum, 930 nucleotides. Its product is annotated as tyrosine-protein phosphatase. Gene Ontology annotation, biological process: dephosphorylation. The record is from RefSeq and is a predicted model, not a curated record. The transcript has a single exon. NCBI's taxonomy places the organism in Eukaryota, Fungi, Ascomycota, Eurotiomycetes, Eurotiales, Aspergillaceae. The coding region runs from base 1 to 930 and encodes 309 amino acids. Gene Ontology annotation, molecular function: phosphoprotein phosphatase activity.
AUGUCUCCGAACAGCCCAUCUGCCUCAGCGAUGCACCCGUUUAUCUUAGUGGAUGGAGUCACCAACUUCCGCGAUAUCGGAGGCUAUGCAUGUCAACCUUCCACCACCGCAUUGUCCCCUUCAAGCCGGGCCGUCUUUGAGGAUCCCGAAGAACAAUGGUGUAUUCGGCCAGGCUUCCUUUUCCGUGCAGCACAGCCAUCCCAAAUCACCCCGGCAGGGGUGGAGAUCUUGACGAAGAAACUGGCUAUUCAAGCCAUCUUUGACUUUCGCUCAGAGAGUGAGAUUCAGCUUGUGUCCAAACGCUAUCCCAACUCGCUCCUCAGUAUUCCGGGGACCACUCGCCACGCAGUGCCAGUAUUCCAAGCCGGCGACUACUCUCCAGUAUCACUGGCAAAACGAUAUGGAGUCAGUGCGGAUGACUCGACGCAGGGUCAGGAAAUCAGACCGGGAUUUGUCAAGGCCUACGAGGCCAUUGCGCGCAACGCGGCUCAAUCGGGCAGCUUCCGCGCUAUCAUGCAGCACAUUCUGCAGGAUUCGACAGGCCCGGUAUUGUUCCACUGCACCGUGGGCAAGGAUAGAACAGGGGUGUUUUCGGCUUUAAUUCUCAAGCUGUGCGGGGUGGCCGAUGAGGACAUCGUCGCCGAUUAUGCGCUCACAACGCAAGGAUUAGGCGUGUGGCGGGAGCAUUUGAUCCAGCGGCUUCUGCAGAGAGAGGAAGCUACAACUAGGGAGCAAGCUGAAGCUAUUAUUAGCAGUGACCCGAGAGACAUGAACGCCUUCCUGAGCGACGUAGUGGAAGCUAAGUUUGGAGGUGCGCGAAAGUAUUUUCUCGAUCUCUGCGGGCUGCAGGAGGAUGAAGUCGACCGCAUUAUCACCAAGCUCGUUGUACCAAAGACACUUGAAGAAAAAGCAGAUGGAAAGAAUAUAUAA